AUGGCAGGGCCGGCGGGGAGCAGGAAGUGUAUUCGGCAGCGAAAAGCCCAUACCCAGCAAUACCUCCACGCACCUCGUGAACCCUCCGAGCGCUCCUCACGGAGCACAACGACCUACGGAAAAGACCGGGAAGCCCGCCCGGCGCGAAGCGGCGUUCCCCGGAGCGGCCGAUGCGAAGCGCGGCGGAGACGCCGCUUCCCGCGCGGCAACGUGUCGCGCCGGCGGCCGCAGCGCCACCAGAACGCGCACGGCUUCCGCAACGACAAGUACGACACGAGCGCCCGGCAGAAGAAAAUAAAUGCCAAGCUUCAUGAUGGAGUAUGUCAGCAUUGUAAAGGUAUCUUGGAGUGGCGGGUAAAAUUCAGCAAGUAUAAACUACUAUCCCAACCCAAGAAAUGUGUCAAGUGCCUCGAGAAAGCUGUAAAAGAUCCUUACCAUAUUAUUUGCCGACCCUGUGCUUGUAAGCUAGGAAUUUGUGCAAAAUGUGGAAAAGAAGAAGAAAUUGUAAUUCCGAUUGACAAAGGACAAGAAAGAACUGAGAGUAAGGCUCUUGAAAAUGACCAGGAGAGAGGUGAAUUGAAGGAUGAACUGGAUUUUGAAGCAAACUUCAGUAGUACAGACAAUGAUGAAGAUUCUGAUGUGCUUGAAGAAAGAUUCAAAAGCAUGAGUUUUGAAAGGACAGGUGUCUAAAAGUUUCUAUUUGAGAGACUGAA
Molecule: messenger RNA, 713 nt
Organism: Tinamus guttatus (white-throated tinamou)
Lineage: Eukaryota; Metazoa; Chordata; Aves; Tinamiformes; Tinamidae
Gene: CUNH9orf85
Product: chromosome unknown C9orf85 homolog
Source: RefSeq, a predicted model, not a curated record